This is a messenger RNA of Pteropus alecto (black flying fox), 863 nucleotides long. It is a transcript of the gene CUNH6orf120, whose product is annotated as chromosome unknown C6orf120 homolog. Lineage: Eukaryota; Metazoa; Chordata; Mammalia; Chiroptera; Pteropodidae. The transcript has 2 exons. The record is from RefSeq and is a predicted model, not a curated record. The coding region runs from base 154 to 708 and encodes 184 amino acids.
GCUUCCGGCGGUCCCUCGCUUCCGGGCGCCGCCUCACUUCCGGCUCCUCCGGCGCGGGCGCCCGGCCUGGCCCCCAAGUCCCUGGCGCCGCGCCCUGCAGGGAGCGGUGAACAUUCACAGAUGAGGAAGUCACCGCACUAGGCGUCACCAGUCAUGGCCGCUCCCUGGAAGAGCGCUCUUCUGAUGCUUCUGGCAUCGCAGGCUGUGUCCUGGGUGAAUUCCUUCGACGAGGAAGAGGUCCCAGAAGAAUGGAUCCUUCUGCACGUUGUUCAGGGUCAGAUAGGAGCUGGGAACUACAGCUAUUUGAGGUUAAAUCAUGAGGGAAAGAUAGUUCUUAAGAUGCAGAGCUUAAAAGGCGACGCAGACCUGUACGUCUCUGACAGCACCCUCCAUCCGAGUUUUGAUGACUAUGAACUGCAGUCUGCCACUUGUGGCCAGGACAUUGUUUUUAUACCAGCGCAUUUCCAACGCCCUGUGGGAAUAGGGGUCUAUGGACAUCCGUCUCACCACCAGAGCGAGUUUGAAAUGAAAGUGUAUUACGAUAGAACUAUCGAACAGUACCCAUUUGGUGAGACUGCUUACUCAGACGGCACAGAAUCGAGUCAGAAGCAUGCCUACGCUCCAGAAGACGCAUCUCAAGAAGAAGAAUCCGUUCUUUGGACAAUAUUAAUUAGUAUUUUGAAACUGGUACUCGAAAUUCUUUUUUGAUUCUUUGAACAUACGCAACUAUACCGUUAACCUGACGUUGAUUGCAGUUUGCUGCGAACUUAGCUACUUUCACUUGGCUGAAAAUUCUAGUUAGUCUUUUCUAGUUGGCGGAUGGAAAACUAAAGCCAUACAGUUUUGUUACCUCAGUUACCCCA